Molecule: messenger RNA, 1443 nt
Organism: Cuscuta campestris
Lineage: Eukaryota; Viridiplantae; Streptophyta; Magnoliopsida; Solanales; Convolvulaceae
Source: the annotation of a GenBank genome assembly
AAUCAAUUCUGCAAAAAAGAAACUAAAAAACCCUCUGCGAGAUUGACUGACAAGCCUGGAAGGAAUUCAUAUUGAGAACGGUAGCUGCCGGAACGGCUUCUUACUCCGGCAGGCGGCGAGAUCGUCUUCCUAUUUCUUCCUCUGUGGAAUCUUCUUCAACGAUGCUCCGCCGUUGUUGAACGCAAGAUCAAUAAAAAUUUGCAAGAACGCUCCGCGAUCGAGGAGGGGAGAAAUCGAGAAAGAAGCUGCGGAGGAGUUUCAUCUUAUCAUUUUUUUCCCUGAUGUCAAUGUAGCCACAUUAGCGUAAUAGUCGUCAGGUUUCGGCAAUUGUUCUUCGUUUUCCUUUGAAUUGAAGUUGUUUUCCCAAUAAUCUCGAUUCUGUAAACUGAAAACUGCUGGUGGGCGGGUGAUUGUAUAUGAUGCGUUGUGAUGAUUUGAGAACAUACAUAUGGAAUUGGCGUGGUGAUUAUGUCAGGAUUCAAUCCUCUGCUGUUAUUCUCUUAUUCGUUCAAAUUGGUUGUGCGCUGAUCGGAUCUCUGGGGGCAUCGUUCAACGGGGUCUCACUGGCUAAUCUUGGAAUUGCCUUGUUUGCUUUGGUCGCCAUAGAAAGUAGCAGUGAGAGGCUUGGCAGAACCUAUGCCGUCCUUCUCUUCUUUGCCAUUUUGCUUGACAUUUCAUGGCUCAUUCUCUUCUCACAUGAAAUUUGGACCAUUUCAUCCGAGACCUAUGGAACCUUUGUAACGUUCUCGUUGAAACUUACUCUGUCGAUGCAAAUAAUUGGAUUUUGUUUGAGGCUAUCAUCCUCUUUAUUGUGGAUUCAGAUGUACAAACUUGGUGCUUCUUACGUAGACAAUCCCAAUCAUCGUGAAGGAUAUGCUGAUUUGAAUCAGAGUUUUCUCAAUCCUGCAACACCUUCUAUAGUUAGACAACCCUCUGGCUCUGAUGAAGUUUUAGGAGGAUCUAUAUGCGACCCUUCAUAUUAUUCAUCUUUGUUUGGGGAUGGUAGAGAUGAGGCAUAUUUUUCAGAGGCUAUUCAAAAUCAUGACACAUUGCUUCAAUCAACUACAACUGAAGACGUUAUUCAGAUGAAAUCAUCCAUGGGAAGAUCUGUUUGCAGCAUGGAAGCUGGAAGCGUUGCUGCUGGGAAUUCGCUACAUGUAUGAACUAGUAUAUAUUUGCUUACUCCCUCCGUCCUAAACUUUUCUUCCUACUCACCUCAAACGUGUGGUUGUGGUUUAUUUAGAAAACAUGGAAACAAUAUCAACCACAAAUCUUUCUUUGAAAGGAAAUAUGAAGAAAUUUUUCGGGACGUUCCACAUGGAGGGAGAUUUUUUUUCUUCAUAUAUUUUUUAAACUCAAUUUCGUCAAAGUCCUUAUCGAUCAUUAUUCUUUUCCUAUAGUUUUAUGCUGCAGUGCUUACUUGGUUUUCACUAGGUUGUUAUU